Arctia plantaginis is the source of this 342-nucleotide messenger RNA. NCBI's taxonomy places the organism in Eukaryota, Metazoa, Arthropoda, Insecta, Lepidoptera, Erebidae. The record is from the annotation of a GenBank genome assembly.
AUGGAUGUGGCUUAUGCGUUGCAGGGGCAUUAUAACGGUGUUUACUCGUCUUGUCGUGUGGUGCGAUCCUUACGUCUGUUGCGUAUCUUAUUGCCUCGUGUGCUGGUGUUUACUGGUAUGUCUCCCGACGCGUUCGUCGAACAUCUUAACACUGUAAUCAGCGCUGACAAAUUACGGGGCUCGUACCCGGUCGAAAAUGACAUGAAAAAGUAUGACAAGUCUCAAGAUGCCGCUGUUUUGCAGUUCGAGUGCUCAAUAAUGCGACGUCUUGGUGUCGCCGAACAUCUUAUAGAGCUAUGGUACAACUCGCACGAGACGAAACCGACACGGCCUUACGGCUAG